Molecule: messenger RNA, 1188 nt
Organism: Ogataea angusta
Lineage: Eukaryota; Fungi; Ascomycota; Pichiomycetes; Pichiales; Pichiaceae
Exons: 2
Coding region: 1-1188 (395 amino acids)
Biological process (GO): endoplasmic reticulum to Golgi vesicle-mediated transport; Golgi organization; endoplasmic reticulum organization
Cellular component (GO): COPII-coated ER to Golgi transport vesicle; endoplasmic reticulum membrane; Golgi membrane
Molecular function (GO): D-mannose binding
Source: RefSeq, a predicted model, not a curated record
AUGGCAACGUGGAGGUCAACGAGGGACAUCUGGUCAGACGGCUUUUCGUUGCAGCUCACCUUCAGAUCGGUGGGUGCGUUUGGAUUUACGGGCGCCGGACUGUCGCUGUGGUUGCUUGACCAGGACCCAGGAUCCGAUAUCUCCAAUUUCGGCGGACCCUCGCAAUACUCUGGGCUGCAGAUUCUACUGGACGCUAACGAACAGGACCUGGGUCCUGUGUUCAGAGUGUACGUGAACGACGGUUCGCGGAAAGUCAAUUUGGCACAGGACUAUCUUGGAGCGUACACAUACAGUUUCCAGGACUCGCAGGUGCCGUCCACCUUGAAACUGGGCUACGAGAACAAAAAGCUCAAGAUCACGUGCGACAACAAGCUGCUGUUCGAGACAGAUGCCAUCAACCUGGAUCCGUACUUGAAAAACAUGCGUGUGGGUAUUUCUGCGGUGUCGUCAAAAGACGUCAAAAAGGCCGAACAAUUCGAGAUUCUGAUGUUCAAGUUCUUCGACAAGAUGAUUGAGUCGCUUAAAAUAGAGCCUUCAGAGACGCUCGUUGCCAAGCACCACCAGGUGGACAAGAGACAGGCCCAGAGAGCACAGCUGGCAGAGGACUUUAAGAGAACACGGGAGCAACAAAACGGCAACAGUGUGCCAGUGCGUUCGCGGCCGGAGUCUGCUGAAUAUGACCUUCUUGCCAAACUGGACGAAGUGAAGACCAUUAUUGCACAGCAGACGGCUCCACAGGUUCUACAAAAGCAGCUGUUCGAUGUAACCAAGUCAAUCAAGAUGAUGAACGAGAAAAACUCCGUUUACAACACGCAAAUGGAGAAAAGCUACGACAUGCUGCUCAAGCAGACCGAGGAGCUCAAUGCCAAGUACGAAGCGCUCAGACAAUUAAUCACUAGACAAAACCAGCUGCUGGAGCUGGUGGACGAGAGAUUCGUCACAUUCAACAGCUAUUUCCAAGGACAGUCACAAAACCACGAAAGCAUUAACGACAAGCUGAAACAGUUGCAGGAAUUCUAUGCCAAAGGGUCGCGGCCGUCAGACUACGAGUCUGAAUUCGAGACCAAGCUGAACAAGUUCACGUCUGCGGUCAGGCUGAUCCUGAUGCCUGUUCUGGUUCUACUCAUUAUCAUGACACUGCUGGUGUAUAAGCUGAGAAACGACAUCAAGCACGCCAAAGUGCUGUGA